AUGAAUCUGAAUCCUCAGAUUUUCAUCAAUGGAACGCUCAACACCGUUGACAAAGCGUUUGAUUUCUUUGCCAGGGUCAUCGCUAUUGAUCAACUUGGGGCACUCUUUUGGUGGUAUGUUGCUGCUAAAUACGCUAUUAAGCAUCUUGAGCAUGUUCAACACUUGGUUCUGGUGAGAUCUACUGGAUUCACUGCAGAAUCGGAUCCCAAGUCAGAAUGGCUCACUAAGUUCAGAGCAACGUGGAAAGGUGCAGUCUUGAAUCAUUUAUGGGAGUCUAACUUCACUCCUCAGAAGCUGGUUAGAGGAUCAGGUCCUUGGGGUCCAAGUCUUGUAAACCGGUAUACAAGUGCAAGAUUUGGUGCACAUUCUGAGGGAACUGAGCUAACAGAUGAGGAAUCCAGAUUGCUUACCGGUGAGUCCAUGUCUCGCCUUUUGUUGUUGUUGCUGCUUCAGUCCAUGGUUAAGGAAUUAGUUUCAUGGAAAGAUAAACUAGAACAGCAGCUGGUGGGAAUUUUAAACUUGCAGAACAGUCGGCAGGUCAAUGGGAGCAAUUCCUUCAGUCCAGAUCCUCAAAGCUGGGAACAUUUAUUGCAUGGUACCAACUUGGAUGACUUUGCUGGGGACGGUUUCGAACCAUGGGAUGUUGAUAAAUACUUUACCGAUGCUUUACCAGAGGCAGAGGCUGUCAGGACGGAUAUCUACUUGCUUCCACCAAAGGCUCGCAAAAGCUCUUUCCAGGACCACAUGUGGUUAGAGGAGCAGUCAGUGCUCAACUCCGAAAUGCAGAGGACAGAGAGCUGCAUGACCAGAGGUGAUUCCAGAAGCUUCAAUCAGGACAAAGCUGAGUUGACUCCAGGUUCUUCCAUGACUGCAGGUCCAAGAUCAGAUAUUGAGGACCCAAAUAUUAUUUCUCAGGAAACAUUGAAAGAGUUGGUGAGUUGGAAAGCCAAAGCGGAGCAGCAGCUAAUGGAAAUGUCAGAGGCUGUGCGAGUAAUCAUGGGAAACAAGAAGAUGAGAAAAAAUCAUGAGGCAGGAAUGGAGAUGCAAGCUAAUAUUAAUGAAGAAAAAAAUAUCGAAGGAAGUGAGAAAGUUGCAGAAGUGCAGAUGCAAGCUAAGACUGGCAUCAGAAUAAAAGACCAAGACACUAAAAGAGAACAACCAUAUGAGCUUCUAGAAGAUGAAGAGCAUGACAAGAUUCCUAAACCGGUUGUUGAAGAAACAAAGUAUCAAAGAGAAGAGGAAAAGAGAGUGGAGGAUAGAGACGUUGAAGAGAUGAAGAAAAAAAUCUGA
This is a messenger RNA of Eruca vesicaria subsp. sativa (arugula), 1290 nucleotides long. Lineage: Eukaryota; Viridiplantae; Streptophyta; Magnoliopsida; Brassicales; Brassicaceae. The record is from the annotation of a GenBank genome assembly.